Sclerotinia trifoliorum is the source of this 3631-nucleotide messenger RNA. The record is from the annotation of a GenBank genome assembly. NCBI's taxonomy places the organism in Eukaryota, Fungi, Ascomycota, Leotiomycetes, Helotiales, Sclerotiniaceae.
UAUAGUAUUACUUCUUUCUUCUUCUUCUCUUUUUCAUCAUUUAAUUAUUUAGUUCUCUAUUCAUACUCAUGAACUUUAUCAAUUUUACACUUCAUUCUUGAUAACUCUAACGACAAGUAAAGUUGAGUCCAAAACUAAAGUUCCUCGAUUAAUACGGUCCAUUGUAAGUAUUUUCUCUUACUGCAACAUUUUUGAUACGAACGUACAUCUCAGACUCUCGGCAAUACGUUCAUUCCAUUCGUUUUGCAUAAUCUUCUUCAGAUUAGAAAUACUAAAUGCUUCUCAAUAUAGAUCGAUCAUUCCUUGUUAAAAAUCAGCUCUUGCACGCUUGCGACAUCUUUAGUUUUCAAAGCACUUAUUGAAUCUUCAAUAUCCAUCUUCUGUAUCAACCCAUCCCACAGGUACUUGUUCCUCCCUUCGAUUCACUCCCUUUGAUUUUCAACCAAUUACACGAGUCCAAUACAUCAUGAUCACAUGAUACAUUUGAUUAAUACUUGUCAAUCAUAGGGAUAACAAAUUCACUUUUGCUGUUCUCUACUUCUAGAUCCAAACGAUCUAAUUGUUUAUUUAUUUUCAAAACAACUUCUCCAUCAAGAACCCAAAAGUUCAAGCUUUGACUCCGAUCAAUUCAAACCUAUUCUUUUUCAACACGUGAAGCACACGUGAAUAGUAGAUCAAUACCAAAUGGCUCCUCCACGUCCCAACGAGAGUGAUGACGAGUCUGAGCUGUCAGAUGUUGAUGUUAGUGAGAUACAAAGUGUAGCUCUUUCAGAUACACCGAGAUCUGCAGCAAAGCGAUUCAUUUCAGAAUCCCCUGAAAUCGCCGAGACGAACAGGGAUCUCGAGUCUCAAACCAUUGCAGCAUCAUCAAAUGGGGGGGAAAAUGGCGAAAUAAUCGAUCUUGAUGAGCGACCACAAUUCCAGGAAAAGGGUGACCAAGAAGAGGGCUUUAUGACGGCAUCUGCGUCUCCGAAGAAUAUUAGGUUGUCAAUACAGGGCACUGGGCGCCUAGGCGAGAAGUCCAUCACAGAAAUGGACCCUAAAAUGAGCACCCCUGAACAGUCAUCAGACACUCUAAAGAGAAAGUCAUUCACAAUUGAAUCUCCGAAAAAGGUUACUACGGGUCCUAAAGGCAAUAGGUCACAUAUUGGUUCAAAGUUCAUUACCCCAAGGGGUUCCUACAUACCACCACCCGCUCCAAAGGCCGAUGAAGAAACUGCUCGUUUAAGGGAGGUUUUAUUGCAUGUAUCAACUGAGGCUACUCAAGCAAUAUUGCGUGAGCAGUGGAGAAACUUCCUUUUUACGAAUGCAGAGGAUUCACACAUUACAUUCAUUCUUCGUGCCGGGUUGAAAAAUGCCAAUCCAAAUGUUCUUGUGCGCAUUCUCAAGGACGCCGGUGUUAUGAAGGAAGCUUUUGUUGAAGUUGUCUCUGCCAAACAACCCAUUGUCGCCAGGGUCCUCAAGAAUGCGUCUGCAAAUCAGCUCGCAGAUCUCGUACCUAGUAAAGUUCUCGAUCAGGCUUUGUCUGAACAUUUGAAGAGUGUUCCGGCAAAAUCUCUCAUACGAUGGCUGGCUGAAGCUGAUAGACUUGGUUAUACCCUUGACGAUAUUUUGGAUGAGAAUGAUGAGACCGUCGUGCCACACAUACCAAGUAGGGCGCAAAGUCAUGAUGGCGGUGAUACAGAAAUGAUCUAUCAGGCACCAAGGAAUCCCGAACCUCCAUCUUUGGAUCCUCUAGUUGCUGAGCAGCAACGAAUCAUCGCCGUUCAAAAGGCUCAAAUUGAAGCUCGAGCGCAUGUACUGGAUGAUUUACGAUGCCCUACCUGCACCUAUAAGUUUGAUACCAUAAGAGGAUAUAAUUAUGUGAGUCUUGAGUUAUCUUAAUUUUCUGCAAAGCUGACAGUGAUAUAGCAUCGAUCAAAGAAUAUUUGUACUAGAAAUCAGCCUCCAGGGUUGAAGUUUUACUGCAGUAAUUGUGCCCAGGGCUUUACAACGAAGCAAGGAAUGCUCUACGUAUGUUUUAUCUAUGUCACUUGAGAAUUUUGCUAACUUGCCAAAGCAUGAAAAGAAGCGCGUUUGUCUUGGGGAAGAAGGGCAAGAUGAUGAUGAAGCCAUUUUUCAAGACCACCUGGACCGUCCAAACCCGGUGGCGAAUCCUUCAAAUACUCAAUAUUUAACAGAUGUUAAAAACCAAUCGUACGUUGACCACCCUCACAAUCCAAGCAUUCCCGGACCAACGCACAAUAUUCCUCGUCCACCUCUACACACUCCAACAAUCUCUAAGCAUAUAUCAACAAUCAUCGCUGCCUCUCCUUCGGAUGAAGCGGCUCGUCAAUCACCAUCCGAAUUAACUCCCGAGAAACGUGCUGCUCUAGAAGCUGCUCUUCAAAGAGUAGAAGAAAAAUACGCCGAGGACCAAGCCAGUAUCCCGGACGAUUGGCCUGCAGAUAAACGAGAGGCACGACUUAUUUCUCUCAAAAAUGGAAACGCAUCCCGUAAAUCACAAAUCCGCAAAUCAUUUGGUGUUACUCUACGUAUGCGCGACAAGGAUAAGGAGGCAAAGAAAAGACGUGAGGUUUUAGGCACAAGUUCUCCAUUAGUAACUGCGGGAAUAAAUCGCAUUGGGGAUUCGCAAAAUUCACCAAUGGCUGAUUAUUCAAUGGGUGGUCAGCAAGUGCAUCAGGGGCAAGCGCCGACAGGUGUAAGAAUGGAAAUGGUGGAUAUGAGACCUGCUACAGGCUUUUCGCCAAUCAAUGCUCAACCGCAACAUUAUUCAUAUUCAAAAGCACCAGAAGGUCCCUAUCCUGUACCCCCUGGAACUCGAGGUUUUCUUCCAAGCUUUCCACCUACACAACUACCUUCCUCGCACCCACGACCUGGCUCGGAUCAUCAAGAUAAUUCUCAUGGAUAUGAUGGAAUUCGAGAUUCAGAGGAUCAUUCAAAUAAAAGAUUGAAACUUAAUUCGAAUGCAGGAAUGGCACAAGCAGAAGACGAAAGAAGUCGACAUUUUGCACCGUCGACUCCAGCGUCUAUGGGAAUGCAUGAGAGAAGUGCUUCCAGUUUGAGAGUUAAAGGUAAAGUUGGGACUCAUGAUAGAUCUGGAAUGCUCAUGCUGGAUAAACAAAGACCCGGUUCUGCGGGCACGGGCGGGAUGAUGAAUGGGAGUAGGCCUAGUUCUGCGGGAUCAGGUGGGGUGGGAAAUGUGCAGAGGCCUAUUAAGAGAGUACCAGUCGGGGCGAUUCAGAGGAGAUGGGAGGCUUUGAAUGGGAAGGGGCCCGGUAGGAGGGCGGAAGUUAGCGUUUCGACAACCGGGGUUUCGGGUGGAGUUGAAGCUGGGGCUGGGGCUGGGGAUGGGGAUAAGCUGAUGAGAAGUGUAGAGGAAGAUGGGAGAGAAAAUGAGCAAACCGAGGAUAAAAAUGGAACUGCAGAUAUAACCACGGUAGGAAAAAGUAAAGGUAAGGAGCCAAUAAGCGAGAGAAACGUCGUCGAUUUAGUUAGUGAUGAGAGUGCGAGUGAGGGAGGAACUGCUGGUAUUAGUGGGGAUGAUAGUUAAUUUUCUAGGACUGAAGAAAGAAGUAUAGAAAUAAUAAUGAUAGUAUAAAUAUCUUUUGAUAUAAGCGAAUAUGAAUUU